Nakaseomyces glabratus is the source of this 312-nucleotide messenger RNA. It is a transcript of the gene TRX2, whose product is annotated as thioredoxin TRX2. Gene Ontology annotation, cellular component: cytosol. Lineage: Eukaryota; Fungi; Ascomycota; Saccharomycetes; Saccharomycetales; Saccharomycetaceae. Gene Ontology annotation, molecular function: protein-disulfide reductase activity. The record is from RefSeq and is a predicted model, not a curated record.
AUGGUCAAGCAAAUCACAAGUGUUUCUGAAUUCGACAGUGCUAUUGCUGUUGACAAGUUGGUCGUUGUCGACUUCUUCGCCACCUGGUGUGGUCCAUGUAAGAUGAUCGCCCCAAUGAUCGAAAAGUUCGCUGCUGAAUACUCUACCGCUGACUUCUACAAGCUAGAUGUCGACGAGUUGCCAGAAGUCGCCCAAAAGAACGAAGUCUCCGCUAUGCCAACUUUGGUCUUGUUCAAGAACGGUAAGGAAGUCGCCAAGGUCGUCGGUGCCAACCCAGCUGCUAUCAAGCAAGCCAUUGCCAACAACGUCUAA